Brenthis ino (lesser marbled fritillary) is the source of this 1677-nucleotide messenger RNA. The record is from the annotation of a GenBank genome assembly. NCBI's taxonomy places the organism in Eukaryota, Metazoa, Arthropoda, Insecta, Lepidoptera, Nymphalidae.
AUGAAUAUUAAUUUUGAGGACACCAUUCAAUGUUUCUAUUUUUCUGAAAAAAAAUUAUCAAAAGAUGAAUGGGGACAACUUUGUUAUGUCCUGAAUGAAACAUUAACAUCAUUGUCUCAAAACUAUAUAUGGCAUAGAGAUGAAUUUAAAAUUGUUUUACCUAUUACAAUUUCUAGAGAGGAAGGAGACUAUCCUGACUAUCUUAUGAGUAUUACUUGUUUUGGUGAUAACAUUGAGGAUGAAUGGUUUAUAGUGCAUCUUUUAUUGGAACUUACUAAAAGGUACACUGAUUUAAUUGUAAAAAUUGAAGAUAAUGAUGGAGAUUUCCUUAUGAUAGAAGCAGCCAACUAUUUACCUGCUUGGGUGAAUCCUGAUAACACUGAAAAUAGGGUGUUCAUCUAUAAAGGGGAAAUUCAUCUGAUACCUCCUACAAUUGUGUCCAUACCCUCAACUCUUAAGUUAAAUGAAGCUAUAGAAAUUAUUAUACAAAGAUCAAGUGAAACUAAAGCAUCUUCUGAUAUACAAGAGGUUAUUUUAAAACGAGUUAGCUUUUGUUCAGAAAUAAGUAAACAUUUUCACAAGGCUGUUCUUAACCUCCCGGUAGAUAUAGCAGCAGUGUUAACUCUUAAACCUUCACUUAUCUCUGCUCUAGUGACUACUUAUUGCAAUGCUGACGCUUUAGAGGUUAAACACUAUAAAGACAUCCAUUAUGAUGAUUGUGUUAGAGUUGAAGUACUAUUUAGCAAGUAUUUGUAUGCAAUGCUUAUGAAUGCGAAAUUUCCUAAUAUUCGUAAAUUGAAGCAAUUUGAACUGAACAAAAUGAACCAACUCGGGGUGAAAUUAACCUGUGGUUACAAAACUAUAAUGAACAAAGCGUCGAAAGACAUUUUCGCUACAUCUGAAUAUCAGAAAUUUCUUAACAGCUUAACUAACAAUGGUUAUUUUAAAGAUAAUAUAGAAGGAUCUAAGGAUUACAAUCAGUUACUAGACAAAGCUAAGGAUUAUUUUUACACUUUAGAAUGUCCAAUAAAUUCUUAUGUUUCUAAUCAGAUCAGUGAUAUCAUAUUAUCUCCGGAAUUUGAUAAAGUUAAAGAAAAUAUAAAACAAAAAUGUAAAAUGAGCUUAUUUGAAGAAGACAGUGAUGAUUGGUUGAAUAUUCAGCCAGAUGAACUUAAUGAAUUUUUAAAUACACAAUACGGAAAUAAAGUUAAAAUUAAAAAAGAUGAGCCUAUAACCUCUGUAACAAUAACAAAUAAAUUAAGUAAUUUCUUGAAGGAAUCAUCGGAUUUUGAAGGCAUUGAACAAACAAGAAGUGAAGCACAAGAUGAUAAUAAUAUUGAAUUUGAUUCUGAUGAAUUCGUAAAUUGUUUAGAAAAGAUGUUAAAUAUAAUUUCAAAAGAUAGUGAUAUCACUCCUUCUGAUAGAAGUGAUUUUAGUGAUGAUGAUGAUGACGAUGGGGUUGAAGUUAGUCCCUCAGAACAAGACCUAGAACUGGCUUCCAAACUAAAAUCAACACAAAAAAGUAGUGCAAGUAAUAAUAGUGAUGUAUUGCAGAAUUUAAUACAAAGUAUGAAAGAAGAAGGCUUAUCAGGACCUUCUAGCACUGUAUUAAGAACCAUAGGAGUAAAGAAGAGUGAUUUACUAGACUCUGAUGAUGAUGAUAUUGAGAAUACAGAG